AACUGGCGGUCGCCGCGUGCGCAUCCAAACCCUACUGUUUGUGGUUGCCAUGACGACAGCGGCCCGCAGAGUCCCGGUCCCGAGCCGAGAGUCUGAAGUUUGGAAGAAGUUGGAGACGUUUUUGUAGGACCGGAAGGAUGCUGCGCGGGAACGCCGGUGGGACCCCCUCCUCAAGGGGGGCGCCCUCCUCCACGCCGCUCAGCCGGGAGGCAGACGGAGAGCUGCAGGGCUGCGGGUUCAGACUGCGGCUGCGCGGAGACGAGCACAGGAGAGCGCGUGCAGCGCUAAACGAGCACGACGCAGAACUCCACGAGCGUCGGCGCAGGCUCCGGAGGGUCCUGGAGGCCGAGGAGCUGCAGCUCCUGCAGGAGGUUGAGGAGCAGAAGGAGACCGUGGUGGAGAAACAGGCCCGAAUGCGGGAGAGAGUGAAGGAGCUGAAGAAGAGGAGGGAGGAGGAGAGGACGGAGGAGGUGGAGAGGAAGAUGGAGCUGCUGUUCAGGGAGCAGUGUGAGGAGCUUCGCUGCAUCCAGAGCCAGCGCCAGCAGCAGCUGGUGUGUCAGGAGCGGGAGGCGCAGGUGAGAAGCAGACGGGAGCAGCAUACAUUGCAGCAGCUGGAGGAGCAGCUCUUCCACAAGCUGUGGGAAGCCGACCACAGAGCCAAGGAGGAGCAGGAGAGCGCACGCCACCAGGAGCGCCAGAGGAGAAACCUAGAGCAGCUGAACGUCCUGAGGAGUCAGAGAGAGGAGACAGAGAGGAGGAGACAGCAGGAGAAGGAGCUGAGAGAGGAGGAGGCCCGCCUGAUUCUGCAACAGAAGGAGGUGCUGCUCCUGCAGGAGCAGAGGAACCAGCAGCAGAAGCUUCUGGAGCAGAACCGGUGCCGGCAGCAGCUGGACCGAGGACUCCGGAUGAAGAUGAGGAGGCUGGCCCGAGAGCAGCAGGAGGAGCUGGAGCUGGACGUGAAGAUCCUGCAGCAGAUGGAGGAGCAGCAGAAGGAGGAGCAGCAGCAGGCGGGGCAGAAGAAGAUGGAGCUGUGGGAGAGUCAGCAGACGCAUCGGCAGCAUCUGUCUGAGGAGCUGGAGAGGAGGAGAAAGGAGGAGAAGGAAACAGAGCAGCUGCUGGAGGAGAAGCUCCGUGAGGUUUGGACGAAGCGGGAGGAGAAGAGUCGACUGCAGCGGGAGGCCAGAAACCUGCUGAUGGAGCAGGUGAUGGAGGCCCGGCGCCUCCAGAUCCAGAACAAACUGGAUAAGAGCCGGCAGAAGAAGGCGGAGCUUCAGAAGGAGAGGGAGGAGCUCUGUAGAGCCACAGAGGAGUCAAAGAUAAAGGAGGCAGAGGAGAAGAGAAGCCGGAGGUGUGCGGCGGUCGCGUACCGGGACGACCUGCAGGCUCAGAUAGCGGAGCAGCAGCAGCUCUGCAGCGUCUGGAAGGCUCAGGAGGACAGGGAGCAUCGGCAGGGCCUGCUCCUGGAGGAGAUCUACAACCGCAGGAGAGACCAGGUUCUGGCAGAACCCGAGUCCCACAGAACCAGCAGGCAUCCGUUCCGGCACUGAGGGGUUCAUUCAGUUCAUAAAUAAAAUCAUCAAAGUCUGA
This is a messenger RNA of Oryzias latipes (Japanese medaka), 1587 nucleotides long. RefSeq names its product cilia and flagella associated protein 53 (gene cfap53). The record is from RefSeq and is a predicted model, not a curated record. Lineage: Eukaryota; Metazoa; Chordata; Actinopteri; Beloniformes; Adrianichthyidae.